UAUUCUAGAUAUUUGCAAACGACUUUGAAACAUUGACAGUUUACCUGGUUUUAAUGUUUUUGUUACCGGUGAGAAAACUUUGUACUGAAAGCUCAAAAUUAUUUUCGAAUAGUCCUGUCAUAAUUCACUCGGUGUCUUCUGUGUUACGUACGCAAAGAAAAUCAUCGUCGGCUAUGUCGAAGUCAGCGUUGGUGAUACUCGCUCAAGGUGCAGAGGAAAUGGAGACGGUCAUCACUGUGGACAUGUUGCGCCGCGGUGGUGUGACAGUGACCCUGGCCGGUUUGGACGGUGGUUCCCCGGUGCUGUGCUCGCGUCAGGUGACCUUGGUCCCUGAUAAAUCCUUGGCUGAUGCAUUGGCAGCUCAGCCUCAGUAUGAUGCUGUAAUACUGCCCGGAGGCCUUGAAGGAUCUGAACGUCUCUCUAAAUCAAAUAUUGUGGGUAGUUUGUUAAAAGAACACGAGAGCAGUGGAAAAAUCGUCGCGGCUAUAUGUGCUGCCCCGACGGCGUUCGUAGCGCAUGGUGUUGCCAUCGGUAAGAGAGUGACGUCAUACCCCACCACCAAGGACAAAAUAACUGCUGACUAUACCUACGUGGAGGGGGAGAGGGUAGUUGUUGAUGGCAACAUUGUCACCAGCAGGGGUCCGGGAACAGCUUACUGGUUUGGAUUGAAGCUGAUUGAAAUGCUGUGCGGUGAAGAGAAGUCGGCUCAGGUGGAAAAGGGAAUGAUUAUUGUAGGGUACUAGAGUAAGGAUAUAUACAUACAGUGGAAACGUUAGACGUUUUAAGAUUUACUACGCUUAGAACGAG
This is a messenger RNA of Danaus plexippus (monarch butterfly), 807 nucleotides long. RefSeq names its product protein dj-1beta (gene BmDJ-1beta). The transcript is spliced from 6 exons. Gene Ontology annotation, biological process: protein deglycation, glyoxal removal; guanine deglycation, glyoxal removal. Gene Ontology annotation, molecular function: protein deglycase activity. Bases 54 to 743 code for a protein of 229 amino acids. NCBI's taxonomy places the organism in Eukaryota, Metazoa, Arthropoda, Insecta, Lepidoptera, Nymphalidae. Gene Ontology annotation, cellular component: nucleus; cytosol. The record is from RefSeq and is a predicted model, not a curated record.